UCCGGGCUGGACCUCAGCCUCUCCCCGCCCGGGGCCGCCACCAGUGGUGGCUCCGCAUCUCUUAAGGGGCUCAACUCUUCGCUGGGCCAGCCGGGCGCCGGCUGGAGGAACCCUGCACUACUCCUGCCGGCCAGGGAACAGAACCCCCGAGUUGGAAGCAACUUUCCCUUCUUCCUGGCGCCGUGGUGGCUGGCGGAGCGGGGCCGUCUCAGGUGGCCCAGGCGCCAGCCGUGCGCCCUGCAGCUCCGUGGUUCGCGCCCGUGGGUCCCCUCGCGGGGUGCACGCUGGGGGUCCCCGAGCUCGGCGCGGCGGGCGAGAUGCCCCUGGGACACAUCAUGAAGCUGGAUUUGGAGAAGAUCGCCCUGGAGUACAUCGUGCCCUGCCUGCAUGAAGUCGGCUUCUGCUACCUGGACAACUUCCUGGGCGAGGUGGUGGGCGACUGCGUCCUGGAGCGGGUGAAGCAGCUGCACUGCACCGGGGCGCUGCGGGACGGCCAGCUGGCGGGGCCGCGCUCCGGCGUCUCCAAGCGGCACCUGCGGGGCGACCAGAUCACGUGGAUCGGGGGCAACGAGGAAGGCUGCGAGGCCAUCAGCUUCCUUCUGUCUCUCAUCGACCGGCUGGUGCUCUACUGCGGGAGCCGGUUGGGGAAAUACUACGUCAAGGAGAGGUCCAAGGCAAUGGUGGCUUGCUACCCAGGAAAUGGAACAGGCUAUGUUCGACAUGUAGACAACCCUAACGGGGACGGCCGCUGCAUCACUUGCAUCUACUAUUUGAACAAGAAUUGGGAUGCCAAGCUACAUGGUGGGGUCUUACGGAUAUUUCCAGAAGGAAAAUCAUUCAUAGCAGAUGUGGAACCCAUUUUCGACAGACUUUUAUUCUUCUGGUCAGACCGAAGGAACCCACAUGAAGUCCAGCCUUCUUAUGCCACCAGAUAUGCUAUGACUGUUUGGUACUUUGAUGCUGAAGAAAGAGCAGAAGCCAAAAAGAAAUUCAGGAACUUAACUAGAAAUACUGAAUCUGCCCUCACUGAAGACUGACUGUACUCAGAAACCUGCAAACCUUAUUCAAAUAUUUUAGUCACUAUUCCCAAAUUUUCUUUAAGAGUUGAGUUCCAAAGAUGGCCUCUUCGAAACUUGAACUUACUCCUUGUGUCAUUCACACCCUUGUCUUGCAUAUAUAUGGUACUUUGUGUUUUCUUGUCAAGACUGCAUUGAUCUCCACACACUAUAUCCGAUGGACUCAUUUGCUAACUCCAUACACAUCUGCAGAUGAUCUAGCUGGCUGGUAAUUUCACUGAUAGGUUUGGUAACACUGGCUACCAGAAACGAGUCCAGAAGCACAAAUGAGGGAAUGGAUCUUACUUGCACUUUAUGUACACUUCUUGAUGUGAAAAGAAAAAAAAAAAAAGGUUGACACAUGCCACAGAGAGACAUCAUUGAAGCCUUAAUAGCAGGAAACAUAAAUUUGUGUCAUCUGAACAAUUUCCAGAUGUUGGUGUUUCUGGAGAAUUAACACAAUCUAAUGACCUUAUCUCUGGAAAGGGCUGCUGUCAUGUCCAUUUAUAAGUGUCUGUUAGGAUGGACACUCCUUUUUUUUUUUUUCUUCCCAGUUCUGUAACCUACUCUUUUUAUCUUUGCCUCAUUUUACUGAAAAUGCGAUUUUUCUGAUCAAAGAUGACAACAGCAUUGAUUCUCUAUUUUCAUUUUAACCUGGGGAACCUAAAUUCUCCAGAAGUUGAAACAGGACAUUCAUUAUUUUGUUUUAUUAAAAUGGUAUUUGAAUUUAAAGGAGGGGGAAAAAAAAUAUCUGCCUGGUAGUUUAGAGUCCACAGCUUCUGACAGUGUUCUUGAAAGAUUUGAUAUAUCAAUAAACAGUAGAGAUGUUAGCAUCUUGAACAAUGUAAGAGUGGAGAUUGUGUUAGAAAUGGGGUAUUUUCCUCAAUUUUCUCCCCAGUUUUCUUUUGUGAUGAAUUCACCCUUCUUAGGAAAUGGAAUUAAAAUAAAGCAGAAUCCUGAAAAUGUUGUUUCAGUUUUUUUCUAGUGUCUCUCGCAAUCUCCCUUCAACAAACCCACCUCUCCAGGUCCACUGUGUGCUGGGAAAUGUGUCCAGAAUCACAGGAUCCUACUAAGAGCUACUGAAGAUUCAGCCCAGGCACUGGUGCCUUAAAAGUAUGAAGCACCUGUUUUAUCAAAGUUGGUCUUCCCAGUUUUCAGUUCCACUCUCAUAUUUUUUAAUUCCUUUAAUUUAUUGUUUGAAAAAAUCCCAUAUAUAUAUAUAUAUAUAUAUAUAUAUACAUACAUAUAUAUAUAUAUAUAUAUAUAUGCUAGAAAUAUUUUCUCUUGUCAAUUAUGGGUAUAUACUUUCCAAGAAGAAAGCUUAAUCCCUGCCCCACAAUUUUACAUGAGACUUGUCUUCAUUUUCACAAGUGCUUUUUUUUUUUAAAUCACCUUUUAAUUUACUGUAUGGCUUAUUUAUUAUGUUUGUUGUCUUGUACUCUUCCUUUGGAGUGUAAACACAAUGAAGACAGGACUUUGUGUAUGUUUUUAGUCAAUGGAAUGUAUUCCUUGUACCUAAAACAGUACCUGGCACAUACUUAAGGUCUCAGAAACAACUUGAAUAAACUCACGCAAUUAACUCAGUGCUU
Molecule: messenger RNA, 2644 nt
Organism: Erinaceus europaeus (western European hedgehog)
Lineage: Eukaryota; Metazoa; Chordata; Mammalia; Eulipotyphla; Erinaceidae
Gene: EGLN3
Product: egl-9 family hypoxia inducible factor 3
Exons: 5
Coding region: 318-1037 (239 amino acids)
Biological process (GO): cellular response to hypoxia; peptidyl-proline hydroxylation to 4-hydroxy-L-proline
Cellular component (GO): cytoplasm; nucleus
Molecular function (GO): ferrous iron binding; peptidyl-proline 4-dioxygenase activity; L-ascorbic acid binding
Source: RefSeq, a predicted model, not a curated record